Messenger RNA from Periconia digitata, 488 nucleotides. The record is from the annotation of a GenBank genome assembly. Lineage: Eukaryota; Fungi; Ascomycota; Dothideomycetes; Pleosporales; Periconiaceae.
CGUGUGGGGCCGGGAGAGGAUGCAUAUUUAGGCCUCAGCUGCCUUCGCGUGGCGGAACAGGUAGCGGUGCGAUUCAAGAGAUACAAAUGGCGCCACGAGAGCGGUGGGUACUCGGGAUGGACCAAUUGCGGUGGGUAUGGAAGAGGGCCAUCAUUGUCGAGGUGAUCUCUCCCGAUUUGAUGAGCCUACUGAUUGAUUUUAUUGAUUUCAAGACGGAGUUUAGUUGUUCCUACACACAGCGAUGCGAUCAUAGCGGAGAGCUUACCAGAGAUUUCCGCGGAAGAAGUUGUACUGAAGGAGCCAUCAAAGGAGAUGGGACGAGCGAAAUGGGGGUCUCAUGCGCGGGAGUCUCGUUGGUCCUGGCAGACGGAGGCGCCAAGGACGAAAAGGUGACAGGGCGUGAUAUUGACUGUCGUGCCGUUGGGGCGACGGGAAGCUCUGCUCUCAUCACCCUUUGGUCGUAUGUGUGGUUCCGUCGGAGAGCGUGA